AUGUCUGCUAAAGAUUCGGGCCGGAUUUCCCGCACCCUAGGACGUUUAUUUGGAACUACCGAGAAGUCGUCAUCUUCAAACCAUCCCUCGCAUAACAAACCAGAUGCCACCGGAAGGCUACCGGAAGGGAAAGGAUGGGGCCCCCCUGCCACAGGACCAUACCACUGCGACUUCUGGCUUGAAGAUAAAAGAGACAAACAUGUAAAGCUGGACGAGCCGUUCUCUCUGACUGUCAAGCGGGGAAUAUAUCGCCAGCGCUACAAAAGCAAACCGGUCAAAAUCGAGGCGACCAAAGUGGAAAAGCAUGGUCGGUAUCCCGCCGAAAGACACUAUAUCAACGACCCAGGCGCUUUUCUGCAAGGAGAGAAAGUGCGGUAUUGGGACCGAGAGCAGCUCAGCUUAACAUUUGAUAAUCUUCGACUAUCAGUGAAAGGCGAGUUUCUGAUCAAGGCGACCAUCUGGGAGACACAAGGGUCCAUAACUGGUCUCACUAAGUUAUACUUUAAAGUCUACGUGUCGUGAGCUUGGAAUAUUAGAGGAUGGAUUGAGAUUAAGGGGGGC
This is a messenger RNA of Daldinia vernicosa, 561 nucleotides long. RefSeq lists its product as uncharacterized. The transcript has a single exon. The record is from RefSeq and is a predicted model, not a curated record. Bases 1 to 522 code for a protein of 173 amino acids. Lineage: Eukaryota; Fungi; Ascomycota; Sordariomycetes; Xylariales; Hypoxylaceae.